Molecule: messenger RNA, 1269 nt
Organism: Elaeis guineensis (African oil palm)
Lineage: Eukaryota; Viridiplantae; Streptophyta; Magnoliopsida; Arecales; Arecaceae
Source: RefSeq, a predicted model, not a curated record
UUGGGAAGUAGGCUUGAAGGCCGGGCUCAAUCAUGCUCGGGCCUGAAUUAAUGGUUCUACGUUGGAGCCUGAGCGUGGCCCGGCCUGGUCUGCUCCAAAAGCGAUGCGUGACCGGAUGACGAACCCUGUCCGACCAGGUUGUUUCUACCCUACCUAUCUACAUGCCUCAUUUACCCACUCUAGUUGUGAUGUUCCAGGCUUGGAGACCGGGCUCGACGGCAACCGGCGCAGCAUUCUCUGCCCCCUGUUCCUUCCCUGCGUCCAUGCUGCGAGGGCUCGUUAGGCGGCAGUCGCCUGCCUUCCUCCAGCUCCAGUGGCAGCACCAGCAGCAGAGGUGGGCGCGCACGGGGCCGUCGUCGCGGGGCCAGCGGGCGGCGGCUGUGGCGGCGAAGGGGGAUGGGAAGUCGGAGUGGUGGGUGGUGGACGGCGAGAUGCACGAGAUCGGGGAGCACGUCCCCCACCGGGAACGGUUCGUCAUUCCCAGGGAUAACCUCCCCAACAAGCGCCGCAAGCAGCUCCGCGAGCAGUUCAUGCGUCGUACCCGCCUCGUCCUCAAGGACUCGGAGCAUGAGUCUUGGUGUAAACGGUAUAUGGAACUAUAUCAGGAACUUAGGGAGAACUGGGAAAGGCUGUACUGGGAUGAAGGUUAUUCAAAAAAAAUUGCACAAGAUCAUGCUAACUAUGAUUCUGCUGAAGAUGAUGAUUUGGAUUUUUCACCAUACAGGAGAAGGCGAUCUCAUGCAGAAGCAAAUAAGGGCCAGGGUUUUGGAGGAAAUAAACAAGGUGAUACUUGGGAAAGGGUUACACAAAUUCGUGACAAGUUUGAAUAUGAUAGAGAGAGAAGAAUGAGAGAGAAAGCAUUUGCUCCCAUGAACAUGGCAAAUGGUUUUAGCCCACAAGAUUCAAAUUCCAGAAAUCAGCCUUUUGAUGCUGACAAAUUCUUUCCGCAAUCUUACAGAGACUAAAUGGUCGGCAAUUACUGAUCUGCUGAAUGAAGAGCUGUAUCCAUCAGUUGUCCAAUGAGUAGAGACUGGUUGUUCGUGUGACAGUACGUCUGGAUCUUUCUAGUUUAGUUAUGCACUGCAACAAAGCGAACAAUAAUAUCAAACAAACUACUCACUGAAGCUACCUCUUGUAAGCCAUCACCUUUCUGUUUCAAAUAAUUAAAUUCUAUCGAGCAGAAUAUGCAGUUCUUUUGAGAGAAAUGGAGUAUGUAUUUUUGUUCCGGUCACUUUAAUAUAGAAUUAGCUUGUACAGUUUUAUAAGGCA